AUGGACGAUGACGAGGCAACCCCGGCGCGUUAUAGUGCGCAAGAUCCUCCCACCCACUCGAACAUGGACACGGAAACCAUGGUUUCAUUCUCUCAUGUUUACAGCGGCAAGGAGCUCAGCAGCGUCAGUCCGGAGACAAGGAUCACGAACAUAGAUCCCGAUGGAGAAUUGUUACUUUACUUCGAGGAGCCCAGCGACUGCGAAGCACGCAAGAUGCAGCUCCUCGCCCUGCGCGUUUCCGCUAAAGUCAUGAAGCUGUCGUCAUGCAUCUUCGGGGGUAUGCUCAGCCCCCAUUUCCGAGAGGGCCAAACCCUCAGUCAAGCCACCACCACCAACCCGAAGAUAAUUCACCUGCCAGAAGACGAUUUCACCAACAUGAAGACCAUAUGUGAGGUUGUACACUACCAAAACCCAGCUCCACCAGAUGACUGGCUCGACUUUGCGAAUCUGGUGGAGAAGUACAAGAUGAGUGAUGCAAUAAGACACACGAGCGAAGCCUGGCUUGCCGAUGCGCUUCACGAUUUCAGUCCACUCAUGGAGAGUGGGCUUCCGCUGCCAUACUCUGUGCCGGUUCUGCUGGAAUCGAAAGCUGCUUCAAUCAGGUCAAUGCUGGAGAAGACAGUCAACGAAAGCAUCCAGAGAUGGUUCAGCCAAUACCCUGGAAUAUCUAGCAACUGCACGGCAGGUUCUUGUGGCAUAGCCUUCCUGACAGCUUUCGCCGUGGAUAAAGACAACAUCCGUAGUCAGGAACAAAGGCAUGGCCUAGACGCAUACUUCCACUACUGGAGGCAUCCGGACGAGAGUACACCUUUUGAUGUGGCCCCGAGUUUUAUCAAAAGGUUGAGGGAUGAAUGGCUUGAACGCAAUAUUGCAUGCUCGUAUUGCAGACAGGGGGUUGAUCUUGGGUUGGGAGGGCAUCUGCGGACUGAUUUGCACCCCAAAUUGGAAAAGGCGUACGCGAACAUCUCAGGUCUGUGUCUGGAUUGCGCCCGCAUGUUUUCCGAGGACCCUAAGCCUGAAUGCCGCAUCAAACAUGACUAG
Molecule: messenger RNA, 1041 nt
Organism: Lasiodiplodia theobromae
Lineage: Eukaryota; Fungi; Ascomycota; Dothideomycetes; Botryosphaeriales; Botryosphaeriaceae
Exons: 3
Coding region: 1-1041 (346 amino acids)
Source: RefSeq, a predicted model, not a curated record